Heterocephalus glaber (naked mole-rat) is the source of this 957-nucleotide messenger RNA. Its product is annotated as olfactory receptor 10D1B-like. Gene Ontology annotation, cellular component: membrane. NCBI's taxonomy places the organism in Eukaryota, Metazoa, Chordata, Mammalia, Rodentia, Bathyergidae. Gene Ontology annotation, biological process: G protein-coupled receptor signaling pathway. The record is from RefSeq and is a predicted model, not a curated record. Gene Ontology annotation, molecular function: G protein-coupled receptor activity; olfactory receptor activity.
AGGUCAGACAUUCUCAUAGGUAUGAGGAAUCUCUCAGUGGUGACCGAGUUUAUUCUGCUGGGCAUUCCACACACAGAGGGUCUGGAGACCAUGCUAUUUGCCCUGUUUCUGUCCUUCUACAUCUUCACGCUUAUAGGCAACCUGCUCAUACUUCUGGCAAUCAUCUCCUCCACUCAACUUCACACUCCCAUGUACUUCUUCUUAUGCAAAUUGUCCAUUUUUGACAUUUUUUUCCCUUCUGUGAGUUCUCCCAAGAUGCUAUUCUACCUCUCAGGGAACAGCCGAGCCAUCUCCUAUGCAGGAUGUGUGUCCCAGCUCUUUUUCUACCAUUUCCUGGGGUGCACUGAGUGUUUCCUGUAUACAGUGAUGGCGUUUGACCGCUUUGUUGCCAUCUGUCACCCUCUACGCUACACAAUAAUCAUGAGCCUCAGAGUAUGCACCAUCUUGGCCAUGGGGACCUUGUUUUUUGGCUGCAUUCAUGCCACCUUUCUCACCACUCUCACCUUCCAGUUGCCCUACUGUGGCCCCAGGGAGGUGGACUAUUACUUCUGUGAUAUCCCAGUGAUGCUGAAGCUGGCUUGUGCAGAUACCUCAGCCCUGGAGAUGGUGGGGUUCAUCAGUGUGGGUCUCAUGCCCCUCAGCUGCUUCCUUCUCAUCCUCACCUCCUACAGCUACAUUGUCUGCUCCAUUCUGCAGAUCCGCUCUGCUGAGGGCCGGCAUCGUGCCUUCUCCACCUGUAGUGCCCACCUCACUGCCAUUCUACUUUUCUACAUGCCUGUGAUCUUCAUUUACUUGAGGCCAACCCCAAGGCCCUGGCUGGACUCAACUGUUCAGGUCCUGAACAACCUGGUCACUCCCAUGCUGAACCCCCUGAUCUACAGCCUCAGGAAUAAGGAGGUGAAAUUAUCACUGAGGAAUGUACUACAUCAGCUGGGCUUCCUUCCUGAGAAGCUGUAG